CCAAACAACUAUCUUCCUCUCCUUCCUUCUCCCCUUUUCGGCCAAGACAAACUCUGAGUUCCUCAGCUCAAUGACAAAGAACAAACAGUCCUACCGAAACUUAAAGCAACACAUUGGAUUUUCUCUGAGCCACUUGGGUUUAAGGAGUUCAAGUGGCUUAGAAAUAGUGGGGGGCUACUGGCAAAAUCCACUAUCUCUAAGCUGCUUGAACCCCUUAAACUCCUCCCACCGCGGUGACUGGCCAGAGAUCACUUGCACCAGUGGAAAAGUCACCGAGUUUUACGCAGUUAAAGAAGCUCGAGUAUUUAUGGAUUUCUGGGUCUAAUUUGAAUGGGGAAAUCCCAGACACGAUUGGAGAAAUGGAAGCUUUGGUGCAUCUGGAUUUGUCAAAGAACAAUCUGACAGCUUCGACUUGUCCACAUUUGAAGAGUUGUUAUAAAGAGUGCGUCCAGGCAGCAUUGGAUUUCGCUCUGAGUGCUGAGGAUUUUGACGAACUUGUUGACCCACGGUCUUUGUACGAUCAUUUCUUAGGUCCUGAGCCUUCUGCCUACAUUCUUCAACUAAUUCUUAGGGAAGAAAGAAAGGUGGCCACCCGAUUCAACCAAGACAAAUAUGCUCAUGCAAAGGGGAAGAAGAAUGAACCCUUGUCCAAACUGAUUUCACCCCUGAAGAAAAAAAGACUACAGAUGGUUCUGGGGUUGUCAUAUUAACUCCUAUUCAACCUUCUUUACCUUCUUCUCCUAUUAUGUCACUCAGAGAGCUACCUUUGCCACCUAGGACUAAAGCCAAAAGGAAGGAAAAGAUGGGGCAGGGCUGAUCCUACAACGGCUUUUGGAAGGGCUCGCAAAGUCAUUACCGAGGACAAGCUCAAGGCCUUGUCUUCUGUUCUCUUGCACAAGCUUGUUAGUUUUCAUAUCCAUAAGAUGCUGCAGGUUCUUAGGGAGUCGUUGCAUUUGACGACUGAUUAUCUCACGACUAAGGAGAAGGUAGUGAUGGCUACGUCCAAGGCUAAGGCUGUGGAGGCCAAAUAUUCAACACUAAGAAAAUAGUUGAAUGAGGCCAUGAAUGAUGUCAACAAAGCUAAGGCCAAGUUGAAGGAUAUCUCUAACAAGCUGAAGGUAGAGAAGAUGCUCAUCACUUAAAAGAUGAGCAGAUUUAGUCGACCCUAUUGAAGCUUGAAUCAGAACGUGAGAAGGCUAUUGUUGACUUUCUACUUUCGAAGAUUUACUCAAUUGUUACAUUCGAUGAUUAUUUCAAAAGCUUUGAGCUCCUCCGAAGGUGGACGAUGAAGCAUCAUCCAGAGGUCUAUUACUCUAGCAUUGAUUUUGAGGCAAUAGAUAAAGAGAUGAUGACUGAUGAAGCUGCUGAACAGGCUCGAGCCAAUGAGCAAGCUAGAGUUAGAGGAGAAGAAGGAGGAGAAGGCCUGAGAAUGUACUUGUUGAUUCCCAUGUUUAAACCCUUUUUUUUUUCUUUCUACAAACAAUUAGAAUAUUCUGAUACUCGUAUGUUCUUUGAUAAUGCUUAUACUCCUAUAAACAUCUUGAUGCUUAUGUGAUCUUGUUUGUCAAAUUUGGACUUGUAAAUUUAGUUACUCAUCCAACUUUGAUUCAAUCAUGUUUUAGCAACUCCAUGAGAAUUUUACCUUCUAAAUAUGAAUUUAAUCGUGCGACUUUACUCUCGUCAUGAGAAUUUUAGUCGUUAG
Quercus lobata is the source of this 1702-nucleotide messenger RNA. RefSeq lists its product as uncharacterized. The transcript is spliced from 4 exons. The coding region runs from base 360 to 710 and encodes 116 amino acids. NCBI's taxonomy places the organism in Eukaryota, Viridiplantae, Streptophyta, Magnoliopsida, Fagales, Fagaceae. The record is from RefSeq and is a predicted model, not a curated record.